Messenger RNA from Rhagoletis pomonella (apple maggot), 2439 nucleotides. RefSeq lists its product as uncharacterized. The annotation marks the transcript as partial. The transcript has a single exon. Lineage: Eukaryota; Metazoa; Arthropoda; Insecta; Diptera; Tephritidae. The record is from RefSeq and is a predicted model, not a curated record. Gene Ontology annotation, biological process: DNA integration. Gene Ontology annotation, molecular function: nucleic acid binding.
AUGCCAAAGGGAGUAGAUGCGGUCAUGAGAAAUACUUACGUGGAUGACUUGGUGAUAAGUUUCCAUUCAGAGAAGGAAGCCGAAACCGUCGCCCAAGAGGCAAUCCUCAUAAACGCAGCCGGUGGGUUUAAGUUGAGGAAUUUCGUCUCCAAUAGUAAAGACCUGCAAAAACGUCUGAAUGGUAACGAUAACCCAAAUGCCGCUAUCAUAAGCAUGGAGAAGCAAGCAAACGUGGACAAAAUAUUGGGCAUGUACUGGAACUCAGAGAAAGAUCUCAAACCUAUCUUUCAUUUUAAGUUUUGCAGAAUUGCGCCAGAAAUACUUCAGUGUAUACGCCCACCUACAAAGCGAGAAUUACUCGCGAUCGUGAUGUCGAUCUACGAUCCAUUUGGGUUUCUCGCCUGCAUAACAAUUGCCGGAAAACUGUUGAUACAAGCCAUGUGGAAGCAGAAGAUCCAGUGGGACGAGCACUUGCCUAAUCACCUCAGCAACUCAUGGUCAACAUGGUGGUCCAAUUUUAAAACCAUCAAAACUCUUUCGAUACCACGAUGUUAUGGAAAGCUGUUGCCGAUCGCCCAGGAAGUACAACUCCACAUUUUCGUAGACGCAAGCUCCACAGCGUAUGCCGCCGUGGCCUAUCUGCGAAUGCGACAAGGAAAUAAAGUGCACGUUGCAUUCAUCUGCGCCAAAUCUCGCUGUGCUCCUGUAAAAGGAAUGACGAUUCCACGCCUAGAACUCCAGGCCGCUAUCCUGGGGUGUCGCCUCAAAACAUUCAUAGAGCAGAGCCAGAACUUCCGCAUCCACCGUCUUAUAUUCUGGAGCGAUUCCCAAACGGUGAUAAUGUGGAUACGUUCAAGCGAGCGUAAAUACAAACCUUUCGUUGAGCACCGAAUCGCCGAAAUUUUGACAACAACGACCAGUGACAUGUGGCGCUGGUUACCAUCACACGCCAAUGUAGCAGACGAUGCAACACGGGCAACGCUUACAAAAUGCUCUUCACAUCGAUGGUUCGUGGGGCCUGAGUUUCUGCAGCUUGGUGAAAGGGAAUGGCCAGACGAACCAGCCCAACUUUAUUCACCAGAUUACGGAUCGGAAGAAACGCCAGUUCGAAUUUUGCUGUCAACUGUAACAGGUGAUUUAUUCAAAUUCACUAAUUAUUCCUCAUUUUUAAAGAUCACCAGAAUCGUGGCUUGGACAUUGCGCUUUAUCAGUAACGUUCGCAGUCACAGUCGCCAAGUAGGGGAGCUAACACCUGCCGAAGUAAGAGGAGCUGAAAAGUAUAUUUGCCGCCGCAUCCAGCACGAAUGUUUUCCGUCCGAAGCGUCAGUAUUGAGGGCGAACCAACCACUGCCGAAGAGUAGCUGCCUCCACAAACUUACACCAUUUAUUGAUGAGGACGACCUCAUAAGAGUCAGCGGACGAAUUGAUGCUGCCUACUGUCUACCGUUGUCAGCCAGACGCCCCAUUAUACUACCACAAAAGCACUACGUAACACGCCUUAUCAUGCAACAGUUCCACGCAAGAAGACACCAUCAAAACGAUCACCUAGUCAUCAAUGAAAUGCGCCAGAAGUAUUGGGUGCCAUCCGCGCGAAAAUUAUUACAAUCAAUCAAACGAGCUUGUCCAAUAUGCAUCCGCUGGACUGCUAAACCUGCUGUGCCGCUGAUGGGACAACUACCGACGGAUCGCUUGACUCCCUUUGUGCGUCCGUUUUCGUAUGCUGGCGUGGAUUACUGCGGACCAUUUUUGGUUACUAUUGGCCGUAGAACCGAGAAACGUUGGGUGGCCUUAUUUACCUGCAUGACGACAAGAGCUAUCCAUCUAGAGGUAGCAGAAGACCUCUCCACAGAUUCAUUCGUCAUCUGCCUACGGAACUUCAUCAACCGUCGCGGGGUCCCUGUGCGGAUAAGAAGCGACAACGGCACCAAUUUUGUGGGUGCACAGCGGGAGAUGAGGUCCGAAUACAAAUUGUUUGACUUUGAGCGCAUCGACCAAGAGAUGACUAAACAUAACAUUGAAUGGCGAUUCAAUUGUCCAGCCAAUCCCAAUGCCGGUGGUUGCUGGGAACGCUUAAUACAAUGCGUUAAGAAACUUUUGCAACGAGUGUUGAAGGAAGAAGCUCCUCGAGUAGAAACACUUCGAAGUGCCCUAAUAGAAGCAGAAAAUAUUGUGAACAGCCGACCCCUAACUGAAAUACCGGUCAGCCCACAUGACGAAGAACCACUCACUCCAAACCACUUUUUAUUUGGAUGUACGAACUCAACGCAAACACCCAGCUUGGAUGAGAGGCACAUCUGUCCACGAAAACAAUGGAAGAUUGCCCAAAAUCUCAAAGACCGGAUUUGGAAGCGAUGGAUGGUGGAGUACUUGCCACAGCUGCUGUGUCGUCCCAAAUGGACCGAGGAAACCGAUCCCCUCCAGCUGGACCAGCUCGUAAUA